This is a messenger RNA of Thalassophryne amazonica, 2598 nucleotides long. It is a transcript of the gene gne, whose product is annotated as glucosamine (UDP-N-acetyl)-2-epimerase/N-acetylmannosamine kinase. Gene Ontology annotation, molecular function: hydrolase activity, hydrolyzing O-glycosyl compounds; UDP-N-acetylglucosamine 2-epimerase activity; N-acylmannosamine kinase activity. Bases 64 to 2313 code for a protein of 749 amino acids. The record is from RefSeq and is a predicted model, not a curated record. Lineage: Eukaryota; Metazoa; Chordata; Actinopteri; Batrachoidiformes; Batrachoididae. The transcript has 14 exons. Gene Ontology annotation, biological process: UDP-N-acetylglucosamine metabolic process.
CUCCAGUAGAGAGACAGGAAAAGAGAUUUGAGUGUUUUGGCUGAGAAUUUACAUAUCCGUGGAAUGGAAAAGCAUCUGUGGUCUGUCGGUAUAAAUCCUCAUGAGGUUUACUAUCGGAGAAGGCAGAUCUACAGAGAAAAGAUGGAUUUACCACAUCAGUGUAAGAAGCUGAGGAUGUGUGUAGCAACAUGCAACAGAGCAGAUUACUCCAAAUUGGCCCCCAUCAUGUUUGGGAUCAAAGCUCAUCCUGAGGACUUCGACUUGGAAGUGGUGGUGCUUGGUUCACAUCUCAUUGACGACUAUGGGAAUACUUUUCGCAUGAUUGAACAGGAUGACUUUGACAUUGACUCCAAGCUCCACACCAUUGUGAGAGGGGAGGAUGAGGCAGCCAUGGUGGAGAGUGUGGGGUUGGCACUGGUCAAGCUCCCGGAUGUCCUACAGAGAUUACGUCCUGAUGUCCUGGUUGUCCAUGGUGACCGCUUUGAUGCUCUGGCUCUGGCAACUGCUGCUGCACUGAUGAACAUCAGAAUACUUCACGUGGAAGGAGGAGAGAUCAGUGGUACUAUUGAUGACUCCAUCCGCCAUGCCAUCAGUAAACUGGCCCACUACCACGUCUGCUGCACACGAAGUGCAGAGCAGCACCUUAUUGCCAUGUGUGAAGACCACUCUCGCAUUUUAUUGGCUGGUUGCCCCUCUUAUGACAAGCUUCUGUCAGCUCACCAGAGAGACGACUACAUGGAUAUCAUCAAAAGCUGGCUGGGUGACAAUGUGCAGGAACAUGAAUAUAUAGUGGCACUGCAGCACCCAGUCACCACUGACAUCAAGAACUCGAUUAAGCUCUAUGGGCUGAUGCUGGAUGCCCUGCUGUCCUUCAGCAAGAGGACUCUCAUCCUUUUCCCAAAUAUUGAUGCUGGAAGUAAGGAGAUGGUGCGUGUGAUGAGAAAGAAAGGAAUAGAGCAGCACCCUAACUUCCGUGCAGUGAAGCACGUUCCCUUUGAUCAGUUCAUCCAGCUGGUUUCCCACGCCGGCUGCAUGAUCGGAAACAGCAGCUGUGGAGUACGAGAGGCUGGCGCAUUUGGCACACCUGUCAUUAACCUUGGAUCAAGACAAACGGGUAGAGAGACGGGUGAGAAUGUUCUUCAUGUGAGAGAUGCUGAUACUCAUAAUAAGAUCUAUCAUGCACUGGAGCUGCAAUUUGGGAAGAGAUACCCCUGCUCUAAAAUUUAUGGUGACGGCAAUGCAGUACCUCGUAUUCUCAAGUUUUUACGCACCAUUGUCCUGGAUGAGCCCCUCCAGAAGACUUUCCGUUUCCCACCCGUGAAAGACUCCAUAUCCCAGGACAUCGAUCAUAUACUGGAGACACAAAGCGCUCUGGCCAUUGACAUGGGAGGGACCAACCUCAGAGUGGCUAUCAUCUCCAUGAGGGGUAAAAUUGUGAAGAAGUAUGCCCAGGGUAAUCCAAAGACAUUUGAUGCCAGGAUGCAGCUCAUUAUACGGAUGUGUAUAGAUGCCAUACGGGAUGCUUUCUACCUCAACUGUAGAAUUCUUGGUGUUGGAGUGUCCACAGGAGGACGUGUAAAUCCUCAAGAAGGUGUGGUCCUACACUCAACAGAACUGAUCAAGGAUUGGUCGUCGGUAGACGUGAGAACACCUAUCUCUGAUGCCCUACACCUGCCUGUUUGGAUUGACAAUGAUGGGAACUGUGCUGCAUUGGCUGAGAAGAAGUUUGGUCAUGGCAAGGGUGUGGAAAAUUUUGUCUGUAUCAUCACAGGAACAGGUAUUGGAGGAGGAAUUAUUCAUCACAAUGAGUUGGUCCAUGGCAGUACGUUCUGCGCUGCAGAGCUGGGCCACAUCAUGGUUUCAUUAGAAGGCCCAGAGUGUACGUGUGGCAGCCGAGGAUGCAUCGAGGCUUACGCAUCUGGCUUGGCCUUGCAGAAAGAGGCCAAAAGAUUGCAUGAUGAGGACUUGCUGAAGGUGGAAGGGAUGGAUAUGAAGAUUGUGGAGCCAAUUACAGCUGCUCAUCUUAUCACCGCUGCCAAAUUUGGAAACUCAAAAGCUGAAGUGGUUCUCAACACAGCCUCCACUGCACUCGGUGUGGGCGUCAUCAACAUCCUUCAUAUUGUCAACCCAUCACUGGUGAUUCUGUCUGGUAUCCUGGCUUCACACUACAAGAACCCGGUGCAGCACAUCAUCUCUGAGCGAGCCCUUUUCUCCACCCAGAACAUCAAGGUUGUCGCAUCGGAUUUGGAGGAACCGGCUCUUCUUGGAGCAGCCAGCAUGGUGUUAGACUAUGCAACCAGGAGGACAUUUUAAUUAAAGGGUUUGCCCUCACCUCUGCUGCUAAACUUAAAAGUGGCACAUGUACUGGAGGAGUGUUGUCAUACAAUGUCAUUGUUUAGUUUAAAACUGACACACACUUGAAAUUAUUGAAGAAUUUAAUGAACGUUUUAAAAACUUGUAUUCACAUAGAGCACGGUACAACGCAGCACAGUGUUGAGAACAUAUUACUGUACACAGUUGCAUACGAGGUCUGUUAGAAAAGUAUCCGACCUUCUUAUUUUUUUCAAAAACUAUAUGGAUUUGAAUCGUGUGCUUGCU